Messenger RNA from Didymodactylos carnosus, 804 nucleotides. NCBI's taxonomy places the organism in Eukaryota, Metazoa, Rotifera, Eurotatoria, Philodinida, Philodinidae. The record is from the annotation of a GenBank genome assembly.
AUGGCUUCUAGAACAUCUUGUGCUCACCUCAACUGUGAGAAGGGAGUUGGUGUGUUAACAUGUAGUGGAUGUGAUAAAACAUUUUGUCGAAAACAUUCGAACGAACAUCAUCAAGCACUCGCCAAUGAAUUGAGUGAAAUUGUUAUUGUUCACGAUGACAUUUACAAGCAGUUGAGUCAGGAUUCGAAGACACGUCACCCGAUUUUACAACAAAUUGAUGAGUGGGAAAAUGAAUCUUUUAGAAAAAUCAGAGAAGCUGCAGAUGAUGCAAGAAAAAAAGUUCAAAAUGUUAUUGCUGAGCAUCGCCAAACAAUAGCUGACCGGUUCCAAUUGAUUGCGGAUGAAUUGCAUACGAGACGAGAAACUGAGGAUUAUUUGGAACCUGAUUUGGUCAAAUGGAGAGAAGAACUCGACAAACUAAAAAGUGAGAUUAACUCUUCUGUUAACCUCGACCAUAUAUUGCUAUUAACAGACACGCUCCACAUUGAUCCAAAUCCACUUGUAGAGCCAAAUUUCAAGCGAAACGUCGUUCAGGAAACAUUUGGCAGAACUGUUGGAUCUGUAACGCUUUCAGAUGAUAAUCGGGUGGCUGUUUCUUCUGGUAAAUUCAACGUGUGCGGUAGUGCAAGUGUUUACGGAACUAACUUCUAUUCUGAAGGCAUUCAUCGCAUUUCAUUCUGUCUCGAUAAACUAAAUUGGAUAUUUAUCGGCAUUACGUCAACACCGUCUACACCAAAAGCCGACUCUCGUAAAUCUCCAUCCGGUUAUGGAUUAGUAUUAUUCACGAAGCUCAUAAUCAUUUAG